Molecule: messenger RNA, 399 nt
Organism: Apaloderma vittatum (bar-tailed trogon)
Lineage: Eukaryota; Metazoa; Chordata; Aves; Trogoniformes; Trogonidae
Gene: PIRT
Product: phosphoinositide-interacting regulator of transient receptor potential channels
Exons: 1
Coding region: 1-399 (132 amino acids)
Biological process (GO): phosphatidylinositol-mediated signaling; positive regulation of cation channel activity
Molecular function (GO): transmembrane transporter binding; phosphatidylinositol bisphosphate binding
Source: RefSeq, a predicted model, not a curated record
AUGGAAAUUCCCCCCAAAAGUCCUGAUGAGAGCGAAAAGUCUCCCCAGUCCAAGGAGUUAAUGACCAGUAACACGGCCAGCACCCUCUACAUCAGCUCCCGGAGCGAAUCCGUCUGGACCAGCGCAUCCAGAAGCAAGUGGGACAUAUACCACAAGCCCGUCAUUGUUGUAUCUGUUGGAGCAGCCAUCUUUCUCUUUGGAAUGGUCAUCACUAGCCUGUCUUGCAUCCAAAUCAAGAACAAAAAUGUUUACAAGAUGUGUGGCCCAGCUUUCCUAUCCUUGGGACUGAUGCUCCUCGUUUGUGGCCUUGUGUGGAUCCCCAUCAUCCGGAAGAAGCAGAAGCAGAGACAAAAGUCACAGUUCCUGCAGAGCCUCAAGUCCUUCUUCUUUAACCGCUGA